UCAGCAGAAGGCUUCUAUUCCUUACAUCCUUAGCAACGGCGCCCUCUGCAGGUCUAGUCCCUCCUCAGCAACGGUUACCAUGGCUACAGUAUCCCACACAGUAAUGGCUGCUUCCGGUGACAGAGACAGGUAGCUGCCGUGCGUUCACACCUGAGCAGGAUGUUGAGGAGAACCGUCUGGAGGAACACAGUCAGUGAUGCAGUGAGUCUGCAUCAGGGCGAAGCUCUCAGCACCACCAUGUUCCUCCUGAAGCCCUACGGGCCGACAGGAUUCCUGCUCAGAGAGGAAGGACAGGCCAGGAGCUUCAAGGUGUGUUUGGGUGACCAGCAUUCAUGCACCUGCCCCGAGUUCACCAAAGAGCAGGAGCCAUGCAAACACAUCUGCUAGGUUUUGCUGCGGAGAGAACAUGAAUACUCGUUUCAGCGUGGACUCAUGGAGAGGCAGAUCUUGGAGCUGCUUCAUGGUUUACACCAAACAAAAGCCCAGUGGACAGAGUUUGAACCGUCUGCUGCCUCUUUGACCCCGAACCGACCGGACCGGGAGGAAGGAAGGGUUUGCCGGAAAGCGAUCAACGCCCAGGACGUUUGUCCGAUCUGCCAGAAGGAUCUUCUGGAGAGAAAACAGCCCGUCUCCUACUGCAGGUUCAGCUGUGGGAACAACGUCCACAUCUCCUGCAUGAAGGUGUGGGCAGACCACCAGAAUCUGUCUCACCAGGACCAGACGGUGAAGUGUCCUCUGUGCAGGGAGGACUUCAGCUCUCUGAAGUUACUCCAGGAGCAGCAGAAAAACGCAGCCAAACUCUUCAUGGCUACAGAAAGACAGAAACCAGACAGACACCUGGGAGUGGUGUGUCACAGCUGCAGAAUCUGCCCGGUAACUGGAACAUGUUUCAAAUGCACCGUCUGCAGGUAUUUCUAUCUGUGUGAAGUCUGUGCAGAGAAAUGCUGCCACCCUCAGCAUCCGUUGGCUUCACGGACUAACAGAAGAGCAAAGUGGAUCCUGGUGACGGAGGAGCUGAGUGGAGAAGCGACGACAGUGGAAUUAAACCUUCAUUCUCUCUGCUCUGUCUCAUUUUCAAACGUUGAUUUUAGGAUGAUCUUUAGCUUAGUGAUAUUUCAGAGAAUAUCUUUUUUAAACGUCCCUCUCCUCGUCCUCAGCGUUGUUCUGCUGGCUGCAGAUCCAUUACCAGACGCUGUGUUGAAGCGUUUGCCAGCGGUCAGGCUGAGAUCAGGGUCUCGGCUCCUGGAUGAGGGCCAGCAGUGUCGGAUCUGUCUGCAGAGUUUCAUCCUGGGUCAGCAUGUCCGAUCUCUGCCCUGCCAUCACCAGUUCCACUCAGACUGUGUGGAUCAGAUCCUGCAGAAAUCUAACUCCUGUUCUCUAUCCGUGGACUGAUAUAUCAUUUAUAAUCCUUUAACCUGGAGAUCCAAUGAGAGGAAGACCUCCCUGAAGUCGACUUCAAAAACAAAGACGAUACGAAUAUUCGAAGCUCGUCUCAUCCCUUCGCCUUUGGCCCGUCUUGGCUCAUCCCUUCCUGUGUUUCUUGCCAAGCCCCCGACUGGCCAGGUGGCUGGCCGCGGACCUGCCGACUCUGACGUCACGCUUUACUUCAUUGCUUAA
Messenger RNA from Amphiprion ocellaris (clown anemonefish), 1617 nucleotides. RefSeq names its product zinc finger, SWIM-type containing 2 (gene zswim2). Gene Ontology annotation, molecular function: ubiquitin protein ligase activity; zinc ion binding. The transcript has 11 exons. Lineage: Eukaryota; Metazoa; Chordata; Actinopteri; Pomacentridae. The record is from RefSeq and is a predicted model, not a curated record.